Messenger RNA from Aspergillus piperis CBS 112811, 1317 nucleotides. RefSeq lists its product as uncharacterized. The record is from RefSeq and is a predicted model, not a curated record. The coding region runs from base 1 to 1317 and encodes 438 amino acids. NCBI's taxonomy places the organism in Eukaryota, Fungi, Ascomycota, Eurotiomycetes, Eurotiales, Aspergillaceae. The transcript has 5 exons.
AUGCGUCUCCAACGCGACUGCGGAAAGGCUAAGGUGUCAAGGAGUCACUCAACCCUGUCGGUCAAGGCUGUCAGCCGCAGAAGUAGCCGGCACACCCACCCUACCUCCUUCAUUUCAGCGGCGCGAUCUUUCUCAAAGAACCCGUCGCAGGUCUCAGUCGCAGUGCCGCCUCUUGCGAUGGCCGUCCUGGCCUCAUCGCUUCCUCCUGGAGUUUCCCCUCCAUUAACGGAGGAUAACGACCAUAACCAUAACGGACUCGUCGUCAUCGUCACUUCACUGGCUCUAUUCUUGGUUCUUGCCUCGCUGGUUAUCCGGUUAUUCGCAUCAUCAAAAAGAGGCCUCAUGCUCCAGGAUGAUCACGUUCUGUUUGCCGCAGCAAUAUGUGCCUGCACUCAAGUAUCACUUGUGCUUCUCCAGGUUCACCAUGGGUGGGGCAAGUCAAAGGAGCUGAUCUCAUCCAGUGACUAUACGCAAAUGGAAAAGGCCGGAUACGCAGCGGAUCUGUUCUACGUCCUUAUCAUUGGCUUGUCAAAAAUAGGGACCAUGCUAUUCUAUCAAAAUCUUUCCUUGCAGCGUACGAAGUGGACGGUUAAUGUCAUCAUAUCCUUAUGUGGCCUGUGGGCCAUGGUCGCAAUCUUGCUUCUAGCCAUUCGGUGCAGCAACCAUCCUUGGACCGACAUCGAUGACGCCUGUGCCGGGCUUUAUCCAAGAUGGCAAGCCAUCUGUGCGCUUGAUAUCGUUUUGGAGGCCGUAAUUCUUGCAUAUCCAGCGAUAACGAUCCGAAACGUGCAAAUAAGCUUGAGCAAGAAGCUCAAGGUCCUAUCCAUUCUCAAUUGUCGGAUCAUAUUGAUCCCCCUUUCCGCCGUGCAUCUGUACUAUAUCCACUCCCAAAUAUAUUCCUCCAACCCCUCGCUUGUCGGGACCUAUGCUACCAUGGUAGCGGAGCUCCACCUCAGCCUCAGCAUUGUUCUCCUGACAGUAUCAUGUUUGAAGAUGUUCGUGGCAGUCUACGAGGAUGAUCAUGGGUUCGCAUACACGGAAGAUGCUUCGAAUUCGCAAAGUCGCAGCGGUCGCACCCCACAGAAGUCGUGGCGAUCCUCUCGCCCGGUCAAAGAUCUGGGCUCGUUCGGUAGCAGCUGUGUUGAAGAAGAGCCGAUCUUACGAACAGAAGCGACCGCAUCGGCUUCGUCACCCCCACUUGAAGGGCACCAAAGCAAUGCAAUAUUAAAGAGUGUACAGAUAUCGGUCACCCGGGAGAGCAUUGAAUUGGGCGAAAUAGCGGAACCAUCUUCUGCUGCGAUACCCAGGUCAACAUGA